AUGAGGCUCGCCACAUCCCUCGUGCUAGGCGCCGCCUCGACGGCCCUAGCCUUCGACGCCCAAGUACGCCUGGGCGCCGGCAACGCCCCCGUCGACAAGAAGCCCCUCAACGCCUGGGACACGAUCCAGCAGGCCAUCACCAAGGCCGGGUCCGAGGCCAAGGCGCUCUGGGACGAGGUUUCCCUCCUCGCUCCCGACGCCGUGGCCGCCUUCAAGUCGUCGGCCCUGUCGUACAAGCCUAAGCCGGCGAACCGUAGGCCCGAUAGCGCGUGGGACCACGUCGUCAAGGGCGCCGAUGUCGAGAAGAUCUGGAUGGCGGGCGGCGAGAGGGCCGUUGGAGGGCAGCUCGGUGCUUAUAAUCUUAGGGCGAGGAAGGUGGAUCCUUCGGUUUUGGGGGUGGAUAGUGUGAAGCAGUAUAGCGGUUAUCUUGAUGAUAACGAGAACGACAAGCAUCUCUUCUACUGGUUCUUCGAGUCCAGGAACGAUCCCAAGAAUGACCCCGUUGUCCUCUGGCUCAACGGUGGUCCCGGCUGCUCUUCGCUGACUGGUCUCUUCCUCGAGCUCGGCCCCGCGAGCAUCGACAAGAACAUCAAGGUUGUCAACAACCCCUUCUCGUGGAACAACAAUGCCUCCGUCAUCUUCCUCGACCAGCCCGUCAAUGCCGGAUACUCGUACAGCGGCUCGUCCGUCACGGACAGUGUCGCCGCCGGCAAGGACGUCUACGCUCUCCUGAGCCUCUUCUUCCACGAGUUCCCAGAAUACGCGAAGCAGGACUUCCACAUUGCCGGCGAGUCCUACGCCGGACACUACAUCCCCGUCUUCGCGUCGGAGAUUCUCUCGCACAAGAACCGCAACAUCAAUCUCAAGAGCGUGCUGAUCGGCAAUGGUCUCACCGACGGAUACACCCAAUACGAGUACUACCGCCCCAUGGCCUGCGGCGAGGGAGGUUACCCUGCCGUCCUCAGCGAGAGCGAGUGCCGCUCUAUGGACAACGCCCUCCCGCGCUGCCAAUCGAUGAUCAACAACUGCUACAAGUCGGGCAGCGCGUGGUCGUGCGUUCCCGCAAGCAUCUACUGCAACAACGCCAUGAUCGGCCCUUACCAGAGGACAGGCCGCAACGUCUAUGACAUUCGCGGCGAGUGCGAGGACAACUCCAACCUCUGCUACCGCGGGCUUGGCUACGUCUCAGAGUACCUCAACCGCGCCGACGUCAUGGAGGCCCUCGGCGCCGAGGUGUCCAGCUACGACAGCUGCAACUUCGACGUCAACCGCGGCUUCCUCUUCGCCGGCGACUGGUUCCAGCCUUACCACCGCCUCGUGCCCGAGAUCCUCAAGGAGAUCCCCGUGCUCAUCUAUGCCGGCGAUGCUGAUUACAUUUGCAACUGGCUCGGCAACCAGGCGUGGACGGAGCAGCUCGAUUGGCAGGGCAAGAAGGGUUUCAACGAUGCCGUCAUCGAGGACCUUCACGUUUCCGGCAGCAGCGAGAAGGAGGAGUCGUAUGGUAAUGUCAAGACGAGCGGAAACUUUACUUUCAUGCAGAUUUAUCAGGCGGGACACAUGGUGCCCAUGGAUCAGCCUGAGGCGUCUGUUGACUUUUUCAACCGCUGGCUCGGCGGUGAGUGGAAUGCUUAA
Molecule: messenger RNA, 1632 nt
Organism: Scedosporium apiospermum
Lineage: Eukaryota; Fungi; Ascomycota; Sordariomycetes; Microascales; Microascaceae
Product: Carboxypeptidase Y-like protein A
Exons: 2
Coding region: 1-1632 (543 amino acids)
Biological process (GO): proteolysis
Cellular component (GO): fungal-type vacuole
Molecular function (GO): serine-type carboxypeptidase activity
Source: RefSeq, a predicted model, not a curated record